AUGGAACGUGGGGAGACCGGAGGCUUCCAUGGCUACAGCAGAACCCCACAAACAUCUUCUGGGAUGAAACUAUCGGAGAUAAGUAUGAGGUCGUCUGAGAUCAACACAACAAACAAGAACAUCCACCACUCGACGACAACCAAUGACAGCGAAUGCACUGUGCGGGAACAAGACCGGUUCAUGCCUAUUGCCAACGUGAUUCGAAUCAUGCGAAAAAUCCUCCCUCCACACGCUAAAAUCUCCGACGACGCCAAGGAAACAAUCCAAGAAUGCGUGUCAGAGUUCAUCAGCUUCAUCACGGGAGAGGCCAAUGACCGGUGCCAGCGAGAGCAGCGAAAGACCAUCACUGCCGAGGAUGUUCUCUGGGCAAUGAGCAAGCUGGGCUUCGACGACUACAUUGAGCCUCUCACUCUCUACUUGAAUCGAUUUCGUGACUUUGAGGGUGAUCGGAACUCAUUGGUGAAGCGGACGGUUGAUUUUGGCGCUGGAGUUUCAACUGUGGCGGGUUUUGCACCGGUUUUCCAGUUGGGUCAUGGGUUCUUUGGAGUUGCACCCAUGGGUGUGGGUAUGGGUGGAUUCAUGAAGGAAGGAUCGAAUGCUGGUUCGUCUCAGGCUGGUGUGGCCGAGCAUGACCCCUAUGCCCAUUGUAACAAGUGA
Molecule: messenger RNA, 657 nt
Organism: Camellia sinensis
Lineage: Eukaryota; Viridiplantae; Streptophyta; Magnoliopsida; Ericales; Theaceae
Source: RefSeq, a predicted model, not a curated record